CUGGCGAAGAGGAUGGUAUAGCUGAAAAAAGAAAUCCAACCCUGAAAUCAAGCCGUCGAUCUUGCGAACUGUUUCUUACGAUUCUGGUUUUGACCAAUGUGAUUAUACUGAGUUUCUUGAUAUCGGCAUUUAUGGCAGUGCAUAAUAAGAAUCAUUUUGAUGGAAUUUACUCGCACAGUGAUCUUAAUGUUGAUUUGAAGAAGACAUCUGCGUACUCUCCCUUAUUCGACUUGCUUGACCUGCGUGGGUCUUUAUACCAAAUCAAUGGUCGGAUUCACGACAAAACAUCUAUAUUCCGACAAGAUCCAUCGCCUGAAGUGGACAGAGCUUGGGACCAUAUUUCUGCUGAGGGUAAAGAAAUCAUUCUUGUGCCCGGGUCUGCUGUGUCAAAAUCUCAAAAGGAAACAAAUAUCAGUGUCAAGGCUCCUACAAGCUGGGGAGGGGGGGAAAACCUCUAUAUUGCACAGAUUGAUGUGUUUCAUCAAAUACACUGCCUCAAUGAGCUACGCAAAGAAAUAUGGUUCGACUAUUACUACGGCGACAACCAAGACUUGUCGAAGACAUCAAACUCCUCAUUCAGACGAUCCCACCUCGACCAUAAGAGCCACUGUAUCCAUAUGCUGCUUCAAACAUUGAUGUGCCAUGCGGAUGUGGAUAUUAUAACACAUAACUGGGUGCAUUAUAAUGAUAUCAAUCAACCAAGUCGACCAUACGCCGAGCCUUUCGCUGACUUCAACAUGAUAAAGAAGUGUCGGAACUUUGACCACCUUCUUUCGUGGGUAGAGGAGCAUGCGGUCCGAGACCUCGCAAAGAAAUGGCAUGAUUUACGAAUGCCAGAAGGAGCAACACUUGUUCAGGAUGAUGGAUACUUUUAGCUUCGAUAUGAAGGCGCGUUGAACUAUACUUAUUUUCCCC
Molecule: messenger RNA, 915 nt
Organism: Penicilliopsis zonata CBS 506.65
Lineage: Eukaryota; Fungi; Ascomycota; Eurotiomycetes; Eurotiales; Aspergillaceae
Exons: 2
Coding region: 132-875 (247 amino acids)
Biological process (GO): mycotoxin biosynthetic process
Source: RefSeq, a predicted model, not a curated record